CCGCUAUACCCAUAAUUCACCGCGCUGAGACAAAAUGAAGGAAUACAGCCACUGCGGGAGAACAAUGUUUGGGCUCUAAAGAUUGAAACGGACGACCAAAGGUGAAAUAAACCAGCCGAAAGAGCUAUUGGUGGUCAUGUACUGGAUGGUUCCGGUUGGCUCCCUUUAGUUGAACUUGCCCACCACCACCAAGUUCAUCAUGAGCAUCAUUCAAGACAAACUAGGUAAUGACUUCCUGCGCUCCAAUGGGAGCAUGGACUCCAACUUCUCCCCUGGCAUGAUCAUGUUCAGUCACCUGCCCCCUGUGACCAGCUUCACCCGGCUGGCCACCCAGUCUGUUAUGCAGGACCUGCCAGGCCCCCACGAGAUGAUCCUGAAGAAGGAGCGGGACUCUCCAGACUGCAGCAUGGCCGGGGUGGGCGGCUUGGUGGAGUAUGGCGGGGUGGGGGAUUAUGUCCAUGCCAUGGACAUCAAGCAGGAGAAGAUGACAGAACAUGACUACCGUCAGCCGCUGUAUCCUGGAGGCCCGGGGAAGAGCACAGAGCUCCUGGAGGUGUCCAUGGGCAACCACCAGAACCUGCUGGUGCAUGACCUUAGCCUAGGCAACCUGCCGAGUCGGUUAGGAAAGGAGUCCUCAGGAAAGAGAGGUCGAAGGUCAAAUGGUGAAGAGGGCAAUCCCAGGAGGAAACGUGGAGAGCCUAAGCAAUCAAUGAUGCUGGAUGCAGAUGGAGGCAGCCUGUGGCCCAACGGGAAGCUCCACAUCUGCGAGCACUGCAGCGCAUCCUUCAGGAGCUCAUACCACCUGCGCAGACAUGUCCUCAUCCACACAGGCGAGAGGCCGUUCAGGUGCAGCCAGUGUAACAUGAGUUUCAUCCAGAAGUACCUACUACAGCGGCACGAGAAGAUCCACAGCGGAGAGAAGCCUUUUUGCUGUGACCAGUGUAACAUGCGCUUCAUUCAGAAAUACCACAUGGAGAGACACAAGAGGACCCACAGUGGAGAAAAGCCAUACAGAUGUGAGACCUGCCAACAGUUUUUUUCUAGAACGGACCGAUUACUCAAGCACAAGCGAACCUGUGGAGAAGCCAUAAAGAAGGGUCUGGAGCCCGGGAUGUUGGACCUGGGAUGUGAGGACAUGGGGCAGGGCAGCUACGGAAUCACUCAGGGAAACACUGGGGCCUCGGGCCGGAAGAAGGGCAAGUCCAAAAACUCUGAGGGGGGGGAGCGCAAGAGGAAGAAAGCGGCAGGACCGGUUGAAGCAGGGGGGCUGGGCGGAGCACACAUUCACGGGGCGCCGUCGGGAGGCUACAGUCUCCAUGACUACAGCGUGGAGAAUCACACUGUGUCCUCGUCCACUCCGCCAGGGCCCAGUAUGCACCACGAGCAUCACGGCCGAGCCCCUAAGAUGGCCUUCAAGAAGGCCAACCGUAAGGCCCUGGACCAAGGGGACUUGGGGCAGGCCAAGCAGGGAAAUAUGGAGCAGGGUGUGGGGAUGGGCCUCAUGCAGGGCUCCGAGGCAAAAUCGGGUCCCACCAGCACCAACUAUGAUGACGCCAUGCAGUUCAUCAAGAAGAGGCGCUACCUUAACGCGGCCAACAGUGCAGCAUCAGGGGCCGGGGUGGCAGGGAGCAGCACCAACGAUUAUGAGGUCAACGUUGGUCACCUGUCAUCCCAGCAGUCGGUUAUCCAGGGGGUGGUCUCAGGCGUGAUGGACAGCGACUCGCCGCUGAGUCUGCUAGACUCCUCCCCCAUGGGCGUGGACAAGCACGACAGGUCGGGGAUCCCUGACGAGGUGCUGCAGAGCCUGCUGGACCACUACACUCAGAAACCAGACAGCUCGCACCACGACGUGCACUUUGACCUCAGUGACCACCACGUGGUGCUGCACCCUGUCUCAGCAGAUGGCUCUGACCUGAGCCACGAUGCAGACUCUCCCAGCCCGUCUGGAGACAAGACGGUCAUUAUGCACGAGUACUCCCGCUUCCUGCUGCAGGCCCUGGAACGCACCAGCCACAACACAGGCUUCCCCCUGGGCCCCGGGCCCCCAGCUACAGGGCCCUUCACCAGCACCCACCAACGCAACCCACUCUUUACAGACAAGCACAUCUACACUACGUCCCCUCUGGAGUGUGGCUUCGGCCAGCCGGUGGCCUCUCCCACCCUGCCCUCCUCCGUGCCAAAGUCCCACUUUGCGAUGCUGUCGGACUCUUCUCCGCAGCACGGCUUCCACCUAAACAGUCUGGAGCCUGCCACCCACCAGCAGCUUACGCCUUCUCAGGAGCUCACCGACCAGAUGGAGAAGCAACACUCCUCCUCUUCCCCCUCCUCCUACCAGAUCAGCCCGUCUGACCUGGGCAGCCAGAAGGACUCGCAGAACCUGGCUUCUCUGGAUCCCUCCAAGGGCUCCUACACGAUCGAGAACUUUGCCCAGGCCUUUGGAUCCCAGUUCAAGUCGGCCGGCCGCGGCGCCUUGUCGUACGGCACUGACUCUUGCGGGGAGGUGGACCACAGGAUAAGGACGCCAGUCUCCGAAUUCUCAGGGUAUACUAGUUUGUUAGCCGACGUCAAUGAGGCAGUAAGUACAGGUUCCAAAACCCCAACAAGCCAAAGCUACAGAUAAGGGCCUGGGAGGGGACAGCAUUCUGUUGGAGGUUCAUGUUUUGUCUAUUUUUUUAUAUAUUUUUUUUUUAGUGCUCCUAUUUUAUUCUUAUUAAGUGAAGUUUUAAUUAUUAUUAUUACAUUGCCGCUAUGUGUAUGCCCCAACCCUCUCCCCAGGACUGGUCUUCAAGGACUAUUCAAAUGCAAUUUUUUAAGAUAUAUUUUUUAAGUAAAUAUCUAUGUAUUUAGUCUGUUUUUCUUGUGUCAUUUUUGGUCUGCUCGUUAAUCGUUAGAAUGAAAAGUACCUUCUUUUUUUUUUAAGCAAACAACAGAGUAGCAAUGAACUUGUUUUUUUUCUCCCAUGAGCUUAAGGGUUUUAGCAAUCAACUUUACAAUUGUAGCUAGCAUAAUAAUGAGAAUAACAAUGAUGGCUGCAGGAAAUAGCCCAGAACUGAAAUAGCAAAAAAUAAAUAAUGAUAUUGUCUGUUACAAGGAUAAGUAUUACUCAGGAAAAAGUGUAAACGGAGGAAAUUGUAUAGUGCAGUGAGCACUCAUUUUAGAGGUGUAAAUGUGCAACUACAAAGAGGAUGCUUUGUUUGGUUAUUUCUUGUUUUAUACCUUGGUUGAUGAGUGCAACAAAUAAUGGAGGCUGCUGCCAGCUCACUUACACUGAGAACACUUUCCAUUUAGCUAUAUAGAGAUUAUGGUACUUUCUUGUCAAUGUGAAACUAGUGUUUUCUUUCAAUAAGGGCCAUAUAUAUUUAUAACAAUAUAUACAUGUAUAAUAACAGCUAUAAUCAUUCUGGGGAACUGCCAGGUGAGGUAGAGGAAUUGGGGGGGGGGGUCAAUUGUUUUCCUUGUUAGUUUGAGGAGAACAUAGUGCCGCUAUUCCUUGGCCAAUAGAGGUUGCUGUUGGACAGCUGUGGAAUGGCCUUCCUCAUCCUUCUUCCUCUUCAAUUCUGUUCUUUCCUUAAGAGUCCGAUUAGCACUUUGAGCCAUUUAAUUCAUUGAAUAAACUAAACUACCCCAUAAGAUCAUGGAAGACAUUUUGAAACAAACUGACUUGCUUUCUAAAGAGGUGUUGAUUUGGUUGGGGUUACUACCGUAUGCAGAUGUGGGGUUGAAUGCAUCUUGAGCACUGGGUUGUUAGGGGAAGGGGGGGGGGCUUUGGAUGGGAUGGGAGGGGGGUGGUUUGGACCUGGGGAGUUUUUUUUAAUUAGCAUUAUCUCCUGAAUGUUAUCACGGGGGGGGGGUUGUUUUAAGGAAAUGUAUUAACGGUUAAAUUGGGAGUGAACGUGUUAAGUAAUUCACUCUGUUCAGCAUCUUUGCUUUACUAUUUAAAGUUAAGUGUAUUAAAGUGGCGGAAUAUUCCUUCCCCUGUACUGAGACAGCCUGGAAACCAUUUAAGGAAGUGAUCGUGUGAUUUAAAUAUAACCCAUAUACCUAUAACAAACCCAAAGCAUUAGACAUUUCUGGUGUGCUGGCACUACCACAAUGGUAUUUUAUGAGGAAUGGGGUGCCUAGUCCUGGAAAAUGUCUACAAAUAAAUUGAGGAUGUCCCAAAUGGCACUCUAUAAAGUGUACUACUUUUGACCAGGGUGCCAUUGUGGAUGUACACAUUCUAUACAUGAAAUGUACAUUUCUCUGUGCAUGUGUCUAAUGCAUUGUUUGAUUAUGUAAUUUCUUGUGGUCCUGCAAUGAAUCUUUAAUUUAUUUGAUGUACUUUUGUAAAUCAAACAAUUGCAAUUUCUUCCAUAGCCACGACUGGCCUUUUGUGCUAGAAAUGCUGUCACACUUUCAAAAAAUAUAUAUUCUAUUUUUAUUUAUCCUUUUAUUUCCUUAUGCCCCUUUUUUGUCUUGCAGUCAUUCAGCCAUGUUUCAUGAUUCUGUGACUUUGCAAUAUCAUAGGGAACAAUGACCGACCACUACAACCAUGCUCUGUUUUUAUUGGAUAGGUGGCUGAGGUGAACAAUAAUGACAUUGACCUUUUUCUAUACCUCGUUAUCACUAAACACACAAGCAGGGACAGGACAAAAGGUUGGAUGUAUGGAGCAGAGAUGCUGUUGUAUGUGGCUAUUUUAAAACAUUGUGUUAAUGACAUUUAUUGGUCGAGGGUAUGUUAUUGCUUUAGGGUUCUGUAAAUGCCUAAUCUUGCCAGCCAGUGUUGCAGUCUACAGUUCAACUAAUUGUCUCCAAGGUAACAUUUGUUACUUUCUAUAUUGUAUGCCUAUUGUUUACAAGAGAAUUUACAAAACACUACAUCUAAAUCUUGCCCCGGAUUAUUAUUAUUAUUAUUCGCAAAACUUUUUUUGUCAGCUUACAAAAUUUGUAGCUGACGUUAUCUUCCCUCUUAUUUUGUUCCAGAUUCUUCUAAUGAUUUGCAGGGCUGUACCUGUCCAAUGAAUUUAUAAUUGAUUAGGGGAAAUAAAUUCUGUUAUCGAGAUUGUUGAUUUUGGUGUGACACUUAAACAAGUGGUUUGUUCUAAUGGUGUUUUACACGUUGUCCAUGAGGUGUUCACUUAAGGCAAAAGUCAUCUGGGAUUUGUGGUGUGUUAAUUGCAAAUAGUUUCACAGCGUGCUUUAUAGUAUUUAUGUAUUUAGGCUGAAUUUUACAUGACUUGUUAAAGGUCUGUCACAAGCAAUAUCUGUAUCCUGCCAUACACAGCUUUGCUUCCAUGUGGCAUUAUCUUUAUCAUUAGGGCCUACUGUCCUUAUGUUUCUUUCUGUCCUGUGACUGGGACUAUAUGGUGUUGGUCAGAUGCGUUUUGUGAGCCAACUGUUUGUUUACCCGCACGCAAUGGCUAAUAACCCAUUGCUCAAAUCUGAUGCCCUGACCCUAACCCGCAAAUAUAGAAAAUAUAUUGUGGGCUACAGUCAGACGGUGGAUUUUUUUUUUUUUUUUGAGGGGUUGCAGGAUUUUUUGGUUUGUUGCCUAAUGUAGAUGUAAACUCAGCAAAAAAAGAAACGCUCAUUUUUCAGGGCCCUGUUUUUUUUAAAGAUAAUUCGUAAAAAUACAAAUAACUUCAGAUGUUCAUUGUAAAGGGUUUAAACACUGUUUCCCAUGCUUGUUCAAUGAACCAUAGACAAUUAAUGAACAUGCACAUGUGGAAUGGUCGUUAAGACAGUAACGGCUUACAGACGGUAGGCAAUUAAGGUCGGUUAUGAAAACUUAGUAGAAAAGUCUCUUUGGUGUCCUGACUCUGAAAAACACCAAAAGAAAGAUGCCCAGGGUGCCUGCUCAUCUGCGUGAAUGUGCCUUGGGCAUGCUGCAAGGAGGCAUGAGGACUGCAGAUGUGGCCAGGGCAAUAAAUUGCAACGUCCGUACAGUGAGAUGCCUAAGACAGCGCUACAGGGAGACAGGACGGCCACUGAUCAUCCUUGCAGUGGCAAACCACGUGAGACACCUGCACGGAAUCGGUACAUCCGAACAUCACACCUGCGGGGCAGGUACAGGAUGGCAACAACAACUGCCCGAGUUACACCAGGAACGCACAAUCCCUCCAUCAGCGCUCAGACUGUCUGCAAUAGGCUGAGAGAGGCUGGACUGAGGGCUUGUAGGCCUGUUGUCUGGUGAGGACCUGCCUUACAUCACCGGCAACAACCUCGCCUACGGGCACACGGUCACUGGACCAGACAGGACUGGCGGCAAGUGCUCUUCACUGACGAGUCGCGGUUUUCUCUCACCAGGGGUGAUGGUCGGGUUCGCGUUUAUCGUCGAAGGAAUGAGCAUUACACCGAGGCCUGUACUCUGGAGCGGGAUUGAUUUGGAGAUAGAGGGUCCGUCAUGGUCUGGGGCGGUGUGUCACCACAUCAUCAAACUGAGCUUGUCAGUGCAGGCAAUCUCAACGCAGUGCGGGCUCAUCCUGACAUGACCCUCCAGCAUGACAAUGUCACUAGCCAUACUGCUUGUUCUGUGCGUGAUUGCCAGGGAAGAGCACGGAUCUCAAACCCAUUGAGCACGUCUGGGACCUGUUUGGAUCGGAGGGUGAGGGUUAUGGCCAUUCCCCCCCAGAAAUGUCUGGGAAAUUGCAGGUGCCUUGGUGGCAGAGUGGGGUAACAUUUCACAGCAAGUACUGGCAAAUCUGGUGCAGUCCAUGAGGAGAUGCAGUGCUAAAUGCAGCUGGUGGCCACACCAGAUACUGUUACUUUUGACCCCCCCUUUGUUCAGGGACAAAUUAUUCAAUUUCUGUUAGUCACAUGUCUGUGGAACUUGUUCAGUUUGUCUCAGUUGUUGAAUCUUAUGGUCAUUCAAAUAUUUACACGUUAAGUUUUCUGAAAAUAAACGCAGUUGACAGUGA
Molecule: messenger RNA, 6896 nt
Organism: Salvelinus fontinalis (brook trout)
Lineage: Eukaryota; Metazoa; Chordata; Actinopteri; Salmoniformes; Salmonidae
Product: zinc finger protein 281-like
Exons: 7
Coding region: 200-2620 (806 amino acids)
Biological process (GO): regulation of transcription by RNA polymerase II
Cellular component (GO): nucleus
Molecular function (GO): RNA polymerase II cis-regulatory region sequence-specific DNA binding; DNA-binding transcription factor activity, RNA polymerase II-specific
Source: RefSeq, a predicted model, not a curated record